AUGAAAAAUUAUUUAACAAACAACUCUUUCCCUUCACUCUUCAACGAUUGUCACUUAACUAUAUACUAACAAUAAUAAAAUCCUAUACAUGUCACUUUUUCUCAAGCUUCCUCCCUUAAUAAAUUAAUUAAGUUAGUUGGUGGAACAAAAUCGUCAUCAAAGGUUAGACUUUUUGAUCAUAAAUGCUAAGAGAUUUAUGAGGAAGAUUUACAGUAUUUGAAAUAUAAUGGUAAGAUAUUCAUUACGACUAAUGGUAAAAAGCUUGAUAGUAAAUAUAUACUUUUUGAGCACAUUCCUAAGACACUCAUAUGUAAAGGAGGUUAAGCAACAAUUAUGCUUCUUCAACAUAAAGUUACUAAUGAAGAAAAAAUAAUUAAAUUUAUUAGUGAAGAAUAAAAGAAUUAAUAUUUAUAUAUAGCAAGAGAAGCUGUGAUUUUAGAAUAAUUAAAGCAUAAAAAUAUUAUAAAUUUAUAUGGAUAUAAAUUAUUUCCUGAAAAAUCAGAAGCAGUUUUAGAAAUGGAAUAUUUAAAAGGAGGAUCUUUAUUAGAUUUUGUUUUAGGUAUUUAUUGUUAUUUAUAACAGAAAAUGGUCCAUUAAAUGAAAAAUUAGCCAGAUAUUUAUUCAAUUAGAUUUUAGAUGCAUUAUCUUAUAUGCAUAAAAACAAUGUAAUCCAUAGAGAUCUCAAAUUAGAUAAUAUACUUUUUAUUAAUAAUACUAAAUUUUAAGUAACUAUUUAAAUAUUUAAGGUAGAUUAAAAUUAUAGAUUUUGGUUUAGCAUAUUUAUCAGGUACUGGUGUUCCAUUUGAUGAACCUUUGAAUGUUGGAACAAUACUAUACAUAGCACCUGAAAUAUUAUCAGGUAAACUAAAAAAAAUAAACUUUUGUUUGGACAUUUGGGCUUUAGGAGUUAUUUUAUAUUAUUUAAUUUUUGGAGAGUAUCCUUUUAAUGGGAAAGAUAAUGCAGAGACAUUCUUAUUGAUAAGUUAAGGGAUAAUCAAAUUUCCUAGACAAGUGAGUUUUGAGUUAAUAACUUUGAUAAGAGAGUUAUUAAAUCCAAAUCAUGAAAGUAGAAUAAAAUUACAAGAUUUACAAAAGAAUAAAUGGGUAUUAGGGAUGGUUUAAGAUAAUCUACAAAUAACUAUUCCAUUUUCAGAUUUAGAAACAACAUCAAAGGAACAAUACUAUAAUGAAAUUUCAUAAGGAGGAAGAAAUAAUUGUUAAAAUUAAUCAAAAAAAAGAGAAGAAAACUUGAUUUUACCAUUAAUUUUUAAAUAGAAUGAAGAAAAAUGA
Paramecium primaurelia is the source of this 1290-nucleotide messenger RNA. NCBI's taxonomy places the organism in Eukaryota, Ciliophora, Oligohymenophorea, Peniculida, Parameciidae. The record is from the annotation of a GenBank genome assembly.